AUGUUGGAACGACACAGUCUUUACUUUGGGAUUUUCCAGCUUAUUAUUUGGGUUGGAGUAGCGAAUGGAGAGUUUUACUCAUCGGUGGACAGUAUGCAGGAUCUGGCACAAGUGGAAGAGGAACUGCUAAAUGCCACGCGUUCGUACUUGGAGUCCCAGCAAAAGCAGCUUGACUUCUACCGCAGGUAUGUGGAGCAAAUAAAACGGGAACAUGAGUGGGCGACAUCGCAGUUGAAACUGGAUGAGUAUCUCGGCCAUCCUUUGCACGCCCUCAGAUUGCUCAAGCGAUUGGUUCGGGAUUGGGAUGCGCUGAUCUUUGAACCCAUAGUGGCCAACGACGCCAGAGAAAAGUUUCGCGCAUUCGUGGAGGUUCUGAGCAGGGACUUGGGCUACCCUGAUCAAUCUGAGCUCCAGGGAGCCAUCAAGGGCUUGGCCAGGCAGCAGAAGGUCUACAAUCUCCCAACCUCGGACUUGGCCGAUGGCAUCAUCAAUGGUUUUCCCUACGAGUCGGAUCUGCAAUGGCGUGAAUGCUACGAAAUCGGAGUGCAGCUCUUCGAUCUUAAGGAGUAUAAGAAAUCCCUGGAAUGGCUGCAAGUGGCACUUAUCCUUCUUCAGAGUAGUUCAAGAACGGAAAAAGAUGCGGAUCACUACGUUGCAGAUAUCCGGGAGUAUGCAUCCAUGGCCAAUUAUGAGUUGGGCAAUCCGAAGAAGGCCGGAAGACUACUGAACCAGAUCCUUGAUAAGCAACCCACACACUCCGCGCAGCAAACUCGAAAGUAUCUGGAGAGCAGGGAGCCGGGGAAGAAUGUCCGGGAGACGAACCCCUCGUGGUUUGCCAACUACACGAGGCUAUGCCAGGGCAGAAGAUUACCCGAGGAGCGAAGUGGUAAUCCCUUGAAAUGCUACCUGGAUGGAAAACGCCAUGCUUACUUCACCCUGGCGCCACUGCAAGUGGAGCCGGUGCACCUGGAUCCGGACAUCAAUGUCUAUCACGGCAUGCUGAGCUCCAAGCACAUUCAGUCCAUCUUCGAGGAGGCAGACAAGGAGGAGAUGGUUCGGUCCGCCGUUGCAGGAGAUGGUGGAGCACGCACCGUGAAGGAUCUGCGGGUCAGUCAGCAAACCUGGCUGGACUACAAGUCGCCGGUGAUGAAGUCCGUGGGUCGGAUCAUUGAGUUUGUAUCCGGAUUCGAUAUGGCCGGAGCCGAGUUUAUGCAGGUGGCCAACUACGGCGUUGGAGGGCAGUACGAGCCGCAUCCGGACUACUUUGAGGUCAAUCUGCCGGAGGAGUUCAUUGGAGAUCGCAUCUCCACCAGCAUGUUCUAUCUCUCUGACGUGGAACAAGGUGGUUAUACCGUCUUCACCAAGCUAAAUGUGUUCCUGCCACCUGUGAAAGGAGCUCUGGUCAUGUGGCACAAUCUGCAUCGAUCCCUGGAUGUGGAUGCUCGCACUUUGCACGCCGGCUGUCCAGUCAUCGUGGGUUCCAAACGGAUUGGCAACAUUUGGAUGCACUCGGGCUACCAGGAGUUCCGUCGUCCUUGCGGCCUCACCUCAGAUAGCUACAAGUCAGUUGGCUAUCGGGAUUAG
Molecule: messenger RNA, 1584 nt
Organism: Drosophila santomea
Lineage: Eukaryota; Metazoa; Arthropoda; Insecta; Diptera; Drosophilidae
Product: prolyl 4-hydroxylase subunit alpha-1
Exons: 5
Coding region: 1-1584 (527 amino acids)
Biological process (GO): peptidyl-proline hydroxylation to 4-hydroxy-L-proline
Cellular component (GO): endoplasmic reticulum
Molecular function (GO): iron ion binding; procollagen-proline 4-dioxygenase activity; L-ascorbic acid binding
Source: RefSeq, a predicted model, not a curated record